AGAGAUCCCAGUUGUCAGAGCGCUCGACAGAAGGAAGUUAUAUGGUGUCUCUCCGCAGCGCGGAGCCUCCCUUCCCACAGACAGCUCCGGGCUCCCGCUCCCUCUCCCUCGUAAAACAUGUGCCCGUCUUCCUGUCCGCCAGGGUCUGGUUUUCACUGUCUCCUGCCAGCCCUUGGUGUAUCCUCCAUUCUUCACACCCGGCCUGGGUUCUCUGUAGCUGCCCCUCCUGCUGCCUUUGUCCUCACAUUAGCAUUAGCAGAAAGCCCUGGCCUGGACGGUGCUGCACUUCGAUUGCUGAGCCAGGAUGUCUGGGGAAGAGGGCAGAGCCAGCAGCCCCGAGUCUGGAGUGGGCACAGGCUGGAGAGCUGCCCUGGAUUCAUUCCUGAUGGAACUAGAGCAAAACAUCCCAUCUUGACUGAAAAAUGGCCAGUGAUGGAGAAUCCACCAUGGCCGUGGGCAGAGGUGGCACCAUGCAGCAGGAGGGGGAGAAGAGCCGGGCCCGGCCCAGGAAGCCCGACAUGGCACUCUACGUGCCCAAAGCACGACGAGAGAUGGCAGCCCCAGGAGUGGGUGCGACCAGCGCUGCAUGGGGGAUGGGGAGCCAGAGGGAGGAGGAAAACCACCAUGUGCUGCAGAAGGAAGGCGCCAAAGGCCACGGUGAGAGGCAGAGCCUCAGUGUUGGAGCCCGCAAGCACGUGGCCAGAGAGGGGAGGAGGUCAGAGGGGAAAACAAGGAAGCGCGUACCCCUGGGGGACAGCAAACGGGGCAGCGCUCCAGGGCGGCCCGAAGGAGCCACUGCCGAGGGCUGGGAUCAGCGUCGCACACUCCACCAAAACCAUCUGGCCCCAGAGGAUCAGCCGUGUGGGCAGCUGGAAACAAAUCUCCACAGUGAACAGCUCAGCCCUCAGGAGCCCUGCCUGGGUCAGGCUUCUGCUCGUAGUGAGGAGCAGGUGCCCAGCAAGCCAGGGCUCAGGGAGCUAAGCCGCAGGGGCUCGGAUUCAAGGACAGGUACUGGAACUUGUUCCCUUCUGUCGGUGGAAACAUCUAGUCCCCUGCUUGUGCUGCCGCAUGGAGGGGAAGCGCACACACAGAAGCAGAGGCCUGGGGGCCCAUGGGCCCGGCUAGGCACUUCCUCUCAACCUAGGAAUGAGAGCAGUGAUGAAACAUCAGAGCAGGCAGGGGGGAGCACAGGUAGCACAUCUGAAUGUGUAGACAAGAGCAUUCCAGCUCUGAGCUGGGAGAGCGCAGGCAGCGUGUGCGAGCUCAGAGGGGAGGGCACCGCAGAUCCAAGGGUGGAGAGGGCAGGCAGCGUGUGCGAGCUCAGAGGGGAGGGCGCCGCAGAUCCGAGCGCGGAGAGCGCAGGCAGCGUGUGCGAGCUCAGAGGGGAGGGCACCGCAGAUCCGAGCGCGGAGAGCGCAGGCAGCGUGUGCGAGCUCAGAGGGGAGGGCGCCGCAGAUGAGAGCGGGGAGAGCGCAGGCAGCGUGUGCGAGCUCAGAGGGGAGGGCGCCGCAGAUCCGAGCGCGGAGAGCGCAGGCAGCGUGUGCGAGCUCAGAGUGCAGGGUGCCGCAGAUGAGAGCGGGGAGAGCGCAGGCAGCGUGUGCGAGCUUAGAGGGGAGGGCGCCACAGAUCCGAGCGUGGAGAGCGCAGGCAGCGUGUGCGAGCUCAGAGUGCAGGAUGAGAGCGGGGAGAGCGCAGGCAGCGUGUGCGAGCUCAGAGGGGAGGUUGCCGCAGAUGAGAGCGUGGAGAGCGCAGGCAGCGUGUGCGAGCUCAGAGGGGAGGGUGCUGUAGAUGAGAGCGCAGGCAGUGUGUGCGAACUCAGAGGGGACGGUGCCACAGAUGAGAAUGCAGGAAGCAUGUGCAUGCUUACAGGGGAGGUUGCCGCAGAUGAGAGCGGGGCGAGUGCAGGCAGCGCGUGCGAGCUCAGAGGGGAGGGUGCUGCAGAUGCAAGCAGGGAGAGCGCAGGCAGUGUAUGUGAGCUCAGAGAGGAGGGUGCCGCAGAUGAGAAUGCAGGAAGCGUGUGCGUGCUUACAGGGGAGGUUGCCGCAGAUGAGAGCGGGGCGAGUGCAGGCAGCGUGUGUGAACUCAGAGGGGACGGUGCCACAGAUGAGAGCAGGGAGAGCGCAGGCAGCGUGUGUGAGCUCAGAGGGGAGGGUGCCGCAGAUGAGAACGCAGGGAGCGCGUGCAAGCUUACAGGGGCAGGUGCCGCAGAUCCGCCAUGCAGGAGGGCGGGGAGUGCUGCUGCUGCUUUAGAGGGAGGCCUGCGUGAGCAUGCCAGGGCGAGAGUGCACAGCACAUCCCCUAGGACAGACUCUGGCACCAGGGCCCCGCCGGAGCGUGUGGACGAGGCCAGAGGCAGCGCAGCAAUGUGUGGGACGGAGAUGCCCUGCGGCUUGGGCAGCUGUGCUGCAGAGGGUGCCCCCUGUGCACGUGGAGCUCCUGGGAGCACGGAGCACAGCCAGUCUCUGGAGAUCCCAGGCAGCCGCUCGGCCGGGAGCUUGGCUGAGGAGGUGGACUGUCCAGGCGGGGUGGCGAGGCCAUCGCAUGGCUUGCGAGCGGAUGGAGAGCCAGGGAUGGAGGACGGUGGUGUGACCGAAGGCGGCACGUCAGAAGCGCCUGGGCAGCCAAGUGACGGAGCUCCGAGCGAUAGCUGUGCUGCGGCAGAGGGGAGCUGGGACUUGCUCUUUAACGCCGAUGGAGACUGCCUGGACCAACGUCUGCUGCAAGAGCUGUCGGGCGGUGAGAAGCCCAGGAGCAGGCUGCAGGAGCCCCGUUUCGACUACUCCGGCUGGCAGCCUGAGCUGGACCUCAGCGACUCGGAGCUGCCCCAUGUCAUCGAGAUCUAUGACUUCCCGCAGGACUUCGGCACUGCUGACCUGCUGCGCGUCUUCUGCAGCUACCAGAAGAAAGGCUUUGACAUCAAAUGGGUGGACGACACGCAUGCACUGGGCAUCUUCUCCAGCCCCGUCGCAGCACGCGACGCUCUGAGCAGCAGGCACGUGAUGGUGAAGACCCGGCCCCUGGCGCAGGGCACGAGAGCAGCCAAGGCCAAAGCCAGGGCUUGUGCUGACCUCCUGCAGCCGGCGAAAGAGCGUCCGGAGACGUCGGCGGCACUGGCCCGGAGGCUGGUGAUCGGAGCCCUCGGAGUGCGGAGCAACCAGAGCCGAGCCGAGCGCGAGGCCGAGCGCAAGAAGCUGCAGGAGGCCCGAGAGAGAAAGCGCCUGGAGAACAAGCAGCGGGAGGACAUCUGGGAAGGCCGGGACUGAGCCAGGGCUGCAGCAGAGGAGACUGGAGCACCCAGGGCUGCUGGCAGGCGCUUGGCGGGGGCCACUGUGGUGCCGUGGGCUUCAGACACCAGCACAGCCCAGAGCCAGCUGCACCCACACAGGCUGGCCGGGCUGUGUCGGUGGGGGGAAGGGGAGAGGCCCGUCUGGAGCCUGGCUGGGGGAGAGGGGUCUGGCUGACAAACGCAGCAGCUGUUUGUAUUGGGACUCUUAGUGGGUGGGAGCACGGCGGGCCCUGCCACUGAUGUGUGCACCACUGGGGGGGGGGGUGGCUGGCAGGCUCUGCUAUCGGUGUGUGCACCCCUGGGAGGGCCUGACGGGCCCUGCCACCGGUGCGUGCGCCCUUGGGGGUGCUGGC
This is a messenger RNA of Gopherus flavomarginatus (Mexican gopher tortoise), 3639 nucleotides long. It is a transcript of the gene R3HCC1L, whose product is annotated as R3H domain and coiled-coil containing 1 like. The transcript has 11 exons. The coding region runs from base 423 to 3263 and encodes 946 amino acids. The record is from RefSeq and is a predicted model, not a curated record. Lineage: Eukaryota; Metazoa; Chordata; Testudines; Testudinidae.